AUGGGUCGUGCACUGGCGGUGGUGUUUACCACUCUGGUGCUACAAGCAUUAUGGGGCUCUGUCUUCUCCUCCUUACUGGGCCCGCGCACAGCGGCCACCAAGACCGUAGACCAAGCCGAUAUGGACGGGAAUGAAUAUUGUCACUCUUGCAUUAAAAUCGACAACAUCUGCUACAACCACACUUAUUUGUUCGAGCUUCCCGCGCCCUUCGACGAAAACCCCGUCGUUGAAAUAAUGGGCAUCAUGAGCAAAACAAACAUUAUAUUUUAUACUUUCGACCCAAAAUUCCACGAUAAAGAAUACUCCAAAGUUGGCUACGUAUCGUUAUACCAUCCGGAACUCUCUGGCGUGAUCUCCGGCGCGCAGUAUUUCAACUUUCGCCCCUUUGAUAUAGAUCACACAAAGAAAAAAGUAUAUCUAGGUGGUUCCGAUGGUAUAUGGGUUGUUGAUGAUAUCGACUAUAUUCCUAUAUAUUUUACCGGGAAAUCUAAUCUCAUUACUAAUGUUGUUGUAAAGGACUAUGUGUUUUAUACUGAGUACAAUCGGGAAGGAAUAUUUAAAUAUGUGGACGGGCAUUAUGUCGUUUAUUUAGAAGAUAAAAUGAUAAAUAAGUUUAUUCUGGAUGUCGAUUAUAAUAUUGUGUAUUUCAAUGUUAGUGGAUUAUUUAUUUCAUUUCUUACUAAAAAUCACGAAGAUGUACAAAUAUCAAUGGAGCCGUGGAUGAGAGGUUUGACUGUUGAUAUGAAAGGAACAGUAUACGCCUGGCAUAUAAAUGGGAUAUAUAAAGUGACUGUAGGCGAAGUUCUUUCCCAGUCUACAUUGAAACGUGUUACAAGUAUAGCUCCGGAUGCGAUGACGUUUGAUGAGUCGAACAACAUCAUAUAUUCGAUCAAAAAAAAGUUGUAUAAGUUGACUAAAGUUGGUACCAGUAAGUGUUUUGGUAGGUAAUUCUAGUUGAAAAUUACACGUUUAUCUGUAAUAUUACAAAAUCU
This is a messenger RNA of Cydia fagiglandana, 992 nucleotides long. RefSeq lists its product as uncharacterized. The transcript has 2 exons. The record is from RefSeq and is a predicted model, not a curated record. Lineage: Eukaryota; Metazoa; Arthropoda; Insecta; Lepidoptera; Tortricidae. The coding region runs from base 1 to 948 and encodes 315 amino acids.